CUGAUCUCCUUUGUUUGUGAUGCUUGUGGGACAAAAGGUGACCGUUCUCCUUAUGUGUGUCAUCAAUGCGAUUUCAUGAUUCAUCAAACGUGCGCAUAUUUACCACGUCUUAUUCACGUUAAUCACCAUGACCACCGCAUUUCGUACAAGUAUCCUGUUGGUGUUCGAGAAGUGAGAUGUGGAGUUUGUUGGGAAGAUAUUGAUUGGUCAUGUGGGGCUUAUUCUUGUUCUCUUUGUCCUCGUUAUGCUAUUCAUUCACAAUGCGCAGUAAGGGACGACGUGUGGGAUGGGGAAGAGCUCGAUGGAGUACCUGAAGAUGUCGAAGAUAUCGAGCCAUUCAAGAGGAAUGAUGACAACACAAUCACUCAUUUCGCUCAUCAACAUAACCUCAUGAGCCUCAACAAAGACGAUGAAGAAAACAGCUUGUGUGGAGGAUGUGUUCGUCCCAUCGGUUCUUACACAUUCUACAAAUGUUCAAAAUCAGAUUGCAGUUUCAUUCUCCAUGAAACGUGUGCUAAUCUUCUUAAAAAGAAACGACAUUUUCUGAGCCCAGAGCCUCUCACUCUUUGCCUCCAAAGCCAACGCUACACAGAAGCUUGCCGAGCUUGUCGUCAAGUUUCUUGCAAAGGAUUCAUGUACUUUACAAAUUAUGAGAAUCAAAACUUUGACUUACUAUGCAGUUCGAUUACAGUGCCA
Messenger RNA from Camelina sativa (false flax), 696 nucleotides. The record is from RefSeq and is a predicted model, not a curated record. NCBI's taxonomy places the organism in Eukaryota, Viridiplantae, Streptophyta, Magnoliopsida, Brassicales, Brassicaceae.